AAAGACAGAGAGUGGAGAGGGGCCAGUUUUGUUUGAUGCUAUAAAUAGUUGCCACCACCAUCAAAUUCCUUCACCAUCCCAUCCACAACAUACACUUUUAAUUUCUUCUUCUUCUUCUUCUUCAAUGGCUGCUUCAAUCCCUCAUCACAACUGCUUCGAUUACCCCAUCGACUUCUGCACUCUCCCAAACGACAGCGUUUCCGGAGAAACCUCAAACAUGUUCAACUCCAACAUGCAGCUUCCAUUGCUGAGCUACGACAUCAACUCGCCCGUUUCAGUGGCGUCGUUUCCCGACAGCCACUUUGGCCUCGCUUCAGACUACAUGGUCGUUCCUCAGAUGUCGGAGAUCGAGACCGGAUUUCGCCAUUUCUCGGUCUGCGAUUACAAUCAGAGCCAAGUUUUUGAUUCCGGAGAAGAGUGCAGUGGAUCGGUGUGGCCACCUUAUAAUCCCUUGCUUCCUGAAAAUUGGGGAAUACAAGGGAAAGCGGCGACGAUGGUGGAUCAUGAGAGCGAUCAGGUGAAGGUGGGAAGAUAUUCGGCUGAAGAAAGGAAGGACAGAAUUCUCAGAUACUUGAAGAAGAGAAACCACAGGAAUUUUAACAAGACCAUCAAGUAUGCGUGUCGUAAAACCCUAGCAGACAAGCGUGUCCGAGUUCGUGGGAGAUUUGCCAAGAACAAUGAAGCCUCUCAAGAUGAAAUACACAUCGACUCCUCAACUUCUUAUCAACAAGACAAUUCACUAUUUCACGACUCCUUCCAGAUGAUGAAGUACGAUGAGGAGUAUUGGUUGCAAGCAGCAAUGGACAAUCUUGGCCACUUUCCUUAUUUAGGCAGCUAGAAUGUGGGAACUCUAAUUAAAAAUGUUGUCAGAAUUGAACUACUGCCUAAUUAUUGUAUAAAAUUGAAUUGCAAGCUCUGGUGUCAAUCGACAAUGAUUUAUAGUACUCAUCAUUAUUCCAACUGUA
Molecule: messenger RNA, 965 nt
Organism: Salvia miltiorrhiza (redroot sage)
Lineage: Eukaryota; Viridiplantae; Streptophyta; Magnoliopsida; Lamiales; Lamiaceae
Exons: 4
Coding region: 125-838 (237 amino acids)
Biological process (GO): regulation of flower development
Cellular component (GO): nucleus
Molecular function (GO): protein binding
Source: RefSeq, a predicted model, not a curated record